Malassezia japonica is the source of this 1569-nucleotide messenger RNA. RefSeq lists its product as uncharacterized. The record is from RefSeq and is a predicted model, not a curated record. Gene Ontology annotation, biological process: glucan catabolic process. The transcript has 2 exons. Gene Ontology annotation, cellular component: cell surface; extracellular region. Gene Ontology annotation, molecular function: glucan endo-1,6-beta-glucosidase activity. Bases 1 to 1569 code for a protein of 522 amino acids. Lineage: Eukaryota; Fungi; Basidiomycota; Malasseziomycetes; Malasseziales; Malasseziaceae.
AUGCACAAGAUCCUCGACAAAGUGACUUCCAAGGUGGACGGCCUGAACCUCGACGGCAAGAAGCAUGCACCGGUGAGCGUUCCCGGGACCAAGGACCCACUCGAUGCCCGCCGCAUCUACCAGUUCCGCAAGCAGCGCGGCGUGAACCUUGGCUCGUGGUUCUCGCUGGAGUCGUGGCUUACGCCCAGCAUCUUCCAGAAUGCAUGCGAGCCGAAAGGCUCCGAGUUUGACGUGGUCAAGAACUGCAACCCCGACGAAGUCCGUGCGCUCCUCGAGAAGCACUGGGCCAACUUUAUUAACGACGGCGACUGGAAGUGGAUGGCGCAGCACGGCGUCAACUCGGUGCGCCUUCCCAUCGGCUACUUCCACUUUUUGGCCGGCGCGGAUGGCGGCAAGCUUACGUCGCUGUUGAAGGGCACCGAGUACGAAAAGUACGCCGCUGUCUACCAAGGCGCGUGGCAGUAUAUUACUGCCGCGAUUGAAAAGGCGCGUGCGCACAACAUCGGCGUGCUGAUCGACCUGCACGGUGCGCCAGGCGCCCAGAACAAGGACGGCCACAGCGGUGUGUCGACUGGCAAGGCCGGCCUCUGGCACGGCCUCAGCUCGGGCUCCAACCAGAAGCUCACGAUCGAGAUCCUCGUCGCCCUGGCCGAGGCCGUGGCGCCGUUCGAGAACGUGGUCGGCCUCGAACUGCUGAACGAGCCCGAGAACAGCUCGGGCCUCGAGUCGUUCUACAACAAGGCUAUUUCCUCGAUCCGCUCGAGCAAGGUGCCCGAGGUCAAGCAGCUCCCGCUGUACCUCGGCGACGGCUGGGCAACCGACCACUACGCCACGUUUGUCGGCGAGAACUCGACGGCUGGCAGCCCUCUGGUACUGGACCACCACGUCUACCGCUGCUUCACGCCGGGCGACCAGAACACUCCCGCCGAGGCGCACGCGCAAAAGAUGGAUCCCAACAGCAACGGUCCUACGUCACAGUGGCUCUCGGGCAUCUCCAAGAAGGCCCACGGCUCGAUCAUCAUUGGCGAGUGGAGCGGUGCGCUGAACCCGCGCUCGUUUGAGCUGAGCCAGAUCCAGAGCAAACUCGAGGCGCGCACACUCUGGACCAAGGCCGAGUGGCACGCGUUUGAGCGCCACACGGCCGGCUACUACUACUGGACGCUGAAGAAGGAAGGCGGCCCUGACCCUGGCUGGUGCUUCUACACGGCGGUCGAGAAGGGCUCGCUCCCUCCGUCGCUCAACCCCCUGCAGGGCCGCACGCCGAACCCCCAGCAGCUCCAGGGACCCGUCGAGCAAGAGUUCAAGGCGGCGUACGACGGCCACGUCAACUACUGGAAGGGCCAGGGCGGCAAGUACGAGCACUGGCGCUUUGAGCAGGGCUUCCGCCUGGGCACCUCCGACGCUUUUGCCUUCCUCCAGAGCGGCUCCGAGGUCGGCUUUGCGCACCAGCUCGCGGACCUGCGUCUCGCAGCCCACGAGAAGGAGACGGAGAAGAGCUCGCUGCUGUGGGAGUUUGAGCAUGGCUACAAGGCCGGCGUCGCGGCUGUGACCAAGGUCAUCUACGCAUAA